Messenger RNA from Papaver somniferum (opium poppy), 2033 nucleotides. Its product is annotated as AT-hook motif nuclear-localized protein 1-like. Bases 607 to 1674 code for a protein of 355 amino acids. The transcript has 5 exons. Lineage: Eukaryota; Viridiplantae; Streptophyta; Magnoliopsida; Ranunculales; Papaveraceae. The record is from RefSeq and is a predicted model, not a curated record. Gene Ontology annotation, molecular function: minor groove of adenine-thymine-rich DNA binding.
UAUUUCGGGUACUGUAUUUAAUAAUAAAAUCCUUUUUGUUAAUAUUUUCAAUAAAUAUUUAAUUAUUACUUUAAAUUUCAUUUUAUACAAAAAAAUAAAAAAUUUCCUCUUUUUUCUCAAAUUUUGUUUUUAGAAGAACUUCAAAUACCAGACCAGAUAGAACAAACCAAAAACUAGCAAAAAUUCAUUUUCCUUUUAGGGUUUUUGCAAUUUCUUUGAAUUUUUUCUGUUUAAUUUUGAAAAAGAAAAUAAAUUAAAAUUAAUGGUUAAUGAAAGAUGUUUUUAUCUUGUUUAGCAGAGUAAUAGUAAUGGAGAAGUUUUGAUUUUUCAGUGAAAAAUCUAGUCAGUUAAGUUCAAAGUUAGUUCUUAAGUUUAAGGUUGAACUAGUUUAGUACUAGAUUUGGUUGACAGUUGUUUGUGUUUCAGUGAGUUCUUGUCUUUUUGAGUUCAAAAAGCUUUCAUUUUACUUUUUGAAAAUUUUGGUCUAAAGAAAAAAGUUUGAUUUUUUGUGUUUUUUUGAGGGUUUGGAGACAUCUUGAGUGAGUAAUUGAAACUGGGUUGGGAAAAAGUUUAGAUUUUUUCUAGGGUUUUGAAGAGAAUCUAUGUAUGGAAGGAAGGGAUGGUACAAGUUCUGGUGGAGGAGUUACAGUGAUGGGUGUAGAUGCUGCAUCAAACUUUCAUGUAGCACCUAGAAAUGAAAACCCUAACAGUAAUAACAAUAAUAAUAAUCAAGUUGUUGUCACUGGUGGAUUAACUUCAGUGAGUAGUACUGUAGGUUCUUCUUCACCAGGAGGAACAUCUGGCAAGAAAAAAAGAGGUAGACCUAGAAAAUAUGGACCAGAUGGAGCUGUUUCUUUGGCGUUAUCUCCGAUUCCAAUAUCCGCUUCAGCACCUUUGCCUUCACCUACUACAACAACAGCCGGCAGUGGUGGUGGUGGCGAUUUCUCGGCGAAGCGGGGUAGAGGGCGGCCAGCUGGUUCUAUGAACAAGCCACACCAACCUAAGCCUAGUCCUAAAAACGAGAUGGAGAAUUUAGGUGAGUUGAUUCCAUGCUCUGUUGGUACAAACUUCACUCCACAUGUCAUCACCGUCGCUGCAGGAGAGGAUGUUACCAUGAAAAUAAUUUCAUUCUCCCAACAAGGGCCUCGAGCUAUAUGUAUUCUCUCUGCUAAUGGUGCAAUUUCAAAUGUUACACUUCGUCAGCCUGAUUCUUCUGGUGGAACUUUGACGUAUGAGGGUCGGUUCGAGAUUCUUUCUUUGUCGGGUUCAUUCAUGCCCACUGAGAGCGGAGGAACACGGAGUCGAUCUGGUGGUAUGAGUGUCUCUUUGGCAAGUCCAGAUGGUCGUGUUGUUGGUGGUGGAGUUGCUGGUCUAUUAGUAGCUGCCAGUCCUGUUCAGGUUGUGGUGGGGAGUUUUCUGUCAAGCACUCUCCAGGAACCCAAGCCCAAGAGACCAAGGCACGAGUUUACUACAUCAGCUACAGCAACAGCUGCAAUUCCUAUAUCCAGUGCAGAUAUGGACGAGGGAUGCGGACACCGUAAUUCAGCCCCAAAAUCAAAUCUAGCUCCUUCCUCUUCGUUCCGUGGAGAUAAUUGGGCUUCUUUACACAAUGUGCAUGACUCGAGGAACUCAGCCACUGACAUUAACAUUUCUUUGCCUGAAGGAGCUAACUGAUGGUGCUCUCACCACUGCCGUAAUGGUUACUCACUGACCAGAGUCGUGUGUCUUGCUUGUUCAUUAUCCGAAAGCUACCAAAUAUAUUUGAAACUUCACCUUGUUGUGUCUGACUUGUCUGUAUACACAUCAACCAUUUGACAUUCUUAAAGGAUGACCUGGGAUGUAAUGUAACAACCUGACGAAUCCCAACCCAGGUCUGUAGUGUUUGUACUUUUUUAUUCCGGCAGGUAGGAAUUUUAAUAUUGUCGACUGGGUUGAUCUUGAUGUGUAGUUGUGAUUGUAGGGUUUUAUGCUGUUGUUAUCUCACAUUUCUGGGUAGAAUCAUUGGAAUGUAUGUCGCUUGUUUAAUGUGCUCA